This is a messenger RNA of Talaromyces stipitatus ATCC 10500, 1827 nucleotides long. Its product is annotated as phosphatidyl synthase. Gene Ontology annotation, biological process: glycerophospholipid biosynthetic process. The coding region runs from base 136 to 1632 and encodes 498 amino acids. Gene Ontology annotation, cellular component: mitochondrion. Lineage: Eukaryota; Fungi; Ascomycota; Eurotiomycetes; Eurotiales; Trichocomaceae. The record is from RefSeq and is a predicted model, not a curated record. The transcript has a single exon.
GAUAGAAAUUCCCUUCUUGCCUACAUUUCACCUUUCAACUCUUUGAUUUCACUCAACAUCUAUUCUAUUCUUAUCAUACCAUCCAACCCAACUUGCCUUGACAUAUUAUUUAAACGAUAAAGGAAAACCUGCAACAUGCCUCGCUUCGACGACUCCGAUAUUGGAGCCGAUUUGACUCAAGUCCGCUCUCCUCGAGACAGCAGACCCAGCGUCGGCGGCAUCACAGCUUCAGAUGGCACGACCCUCCCCAUCCCCGCAGACCCUCAUCAAUCUCAGUCCGGUCGCCGGGAAAGUGAAGUCGUCGAAGUGCCAGCUACACGCAGCUCCAUCAGCGAUGCCACUCAGUACAUGCACAGCUUGAGCUUGCACCCGUCCAUGCGGGAGAAGCGUGGCUCACGAAACUCCUUCGGCACUUCGCUGCCUAUCCCCCGAUCUCCCCGGCCUUCCCGUCUUUCCUCUGUAAUCUCGGGCAAGGAUGCUGCCAAAGCUGCCGUCUCUCGCGAGCUCCUGGCCUCUCAGGUCCAGGAUAUGGCCAAGGAGAAAGUGGCCGCUGCCAAGAACAUGGCCUUCGCUUUUGAUAUUGACGGUGUCCUGGCUCACGGUAACCAAGCCAUCCUCGAGGCCCGCGAGGCUUUGAAGAUGCUGAACGGUGAUAACGAAUUGGGCAUCAAGAUUCCUUAUAUCCUCCUUACCAACGGUGGUGGUAAGACGGAAGAGGAGCGAUGCCAGCAGUUGACCGAUAUCCUGGAGAGCCCCAUCUCCGUGGAUCAAUUCAUCCAGUCCCACACUCCCAUGCAGGCUCUGUCUGAAUACUACGAGACGGUCCUCGUUGUCGGUGGUGAGGGAUACAAGUGCCGUGACGUCGCACAAAACUACGGCUUCAAGCACGUCUACACUCCCAAGGAUGUUCUUGCCUGGGACCAGGAAGCCUCCCCCUGGAGGAACUUUACCGACGCGGAUCGUGCCGGCGCUCACCCCGUCGACUUCCGCCGCGUCAAGUUCGAUGCUAUCCUCGUCUUUGCCGACUCACGUGACUACGCUACAGAUAUGCAGUUGAUCAUUGAUUUGUUGCUCUCCGAGAACGGAUACUUCGGUACCCGGUCCAAGAACCCCGAGUCCGGCAGCAUCCCCAUCUACUUCUCUCAAGGUGACAUGGUCAUGCCCACUCAAUUCAAGGGGCCCCCACGAUUGACCCAGGGUGCAUUCCGUAUCAGCAUUGAAGCCCAAUACAAAGCUCUGACCGGCACUGACCUCGAGCGAGUCGUCUACGGCAAGCCUGAAUUAGCCACCUACAAGUACGCCGACGAGGUGCUCCAGGCCUGGAUGGAAGAAAUUCACAACGAGAACCGUCUUCCUCAAAACGUCUACAUGAUUGGCGACAACCCAGCCUCCGACAUCAUUGGUGGCAACAUGUACGGCUGGAACACCUGUCUGGUUCGCACCGGUGUCUUCCAGGGCGGACCCGGCGAGAACGAUCCGAACAGCCCGGCUAACUUUGGCGUGUUCGAUAACGUUCUAGAGGCUGUCAAGGCGGUUGUGCGCAAGGAAUUGGGCAAGGAGUUUAAAUUUAAGUGGAAUGAGAAGAUCAACCCUGUUCUUCACGGCGGCGACGGUCUUUCUGCCGUUGAGUAAUUGUUGUUUUGUUUAAAAAGGUUUUUUUUUGAACUUUUUUUUCUUGUUUUUGGAGUGGCGUUCGGAACUACUACUACUACAGGAUGACAAUUCUUGAUGUUUUGACUCUGGUAUACAUUUCGGGUACAAAUUUGCAUGCAUGGAUAUCCACGAACUUUGACGAUAGAGAAUAUGAUAAGAUGCUUCAUUUUUCAU